Empidonax traillii (willow flycatcher) is the source of this 2808-nucleotide messenger RNA. It is a transcript of the gene MYRFL, whose product is annotated as myelin regulatory factor like. The record is from RefSeq and is a predicted model, not a curated record. NCBI's taxonomy places the organism in Eukaryota, Metazoa, Chordata, Aves, Passeriformes, Tyrannidae. Gene Ontology annotation, cellular component: endoplasmic reticulum membrane; nucleus. Gene Ontology annotation, molecular function: sequence-specific DNA binding; DNA-binding transcription factor activity. Gene Ontology annotation, biological process: positive regulation of DNA-templated transcription; protein autoprocessing. The coding region runs from base 1 to 2700 and encodes 899 amino acids. The transcript has 25 exons.
AUGGAUGUGGUGGGAGAAAAUGAGGCCUUACAGCAGUUCUUUGAAGGGCAAGAUGUCCAUGGAGCCUUGGAGAAUCCAAUGGUGGAUACAAGCAUGUUGGAAGAAUUCAUUAGUAGUGACAUAGAGUUCGGAACUUUGCAAAGCCAGUUGCCAGACUCCCCACCAGACUCUGGAUCAGAACCAUGUUCUCCACCGCAGCUACAGACCCCACGGUAUGAUACUACAUGGCCCAGUGGGCUGCAGCCUCCGCUCCCAUGCCCUUCUGCUGUGGCACCCAGCAAGCUUCCCUGCAGGUUCAUGGAGGCUUACCCUGACCCCAGUGCCAUUGGGCAUCCUUGCAGCAUCUCCCAAGGCUGCGGGCUGAAGACGGAAAACGCUGUGACUCCUUGGAAUCAUUCUACAUCCUCCAGCUCUUUGGGUUUUAAUUAUUCAUACUUUCAGCCUAAUGCAUCUCAGAUUUCUGGUAUUUCUGCAGCAUCAGGCAAAAAAAGGAAGCUUUCCCAGUUACUGAGUGAUGUCACUUAUUCUCCAGUGCAGUCUCAGGACUCCAGACAAGCAACUGUUAAGGACUGUGCUGCUGAAGUGCAAGAAUAUGACAGUGAUGGACAGAAUGCAGCCUUGGAAAAAUGCUGUCAAGCUCUAACGUGGCAACCAUAUCAAACUUCCCAGUGGAACAGUUUAUUUAACUCUAAUUAUGAAAAACUACCUGCUGUAGGCUAUCACAUUGUCACAGAUAAAGGAUUUAAUUUUUCAACAGCAGAUGAUGCCUUUGUGUGCCAGAAGAAGAAUCAUUUCCAAAUCACAGUCCAUAUUAGAAUCACUGGACAUCCAAACUAUGUCAAAACUCAGCUAGGGGGAAAACCAAUAGAAAAGUUUUACUUGAAAGCUUAUGGAAUUAAGGUGGAAGCUCCAAAUCAAACAAUUACUAUUGAGCAGUCUCAGUCAGAUCGCAGCAAAAAAACUUUCCAUCCUGUUAAAGUUGAUCUGCCAGGGGACCAGGUGACGAAAAUAACACUGGGAAGGCUGCAUUUCAGUGAAACAACAGCAAAUAAUAUGAGAAAAAAGGGGAAACCUAAUCCUGAUCAGAGAUACUUCAUGCUGGUAGUUGGACUGUAUGCUGUCUCUCAGGACCAACUUUACCUACUAUGUGCAAAUGUCUCUGAAAAGAUAAUUGUGAGGGCAUCUAAUCCAGGGCAGUUUGAGAAUGACACUGAUGUGCUGUGGCAGCGAGGACACGUUCCAGAGACGAUAGUCUAUCAUGGUCGAGUAGGAAUUAACACAGAUGCACCAGACGAAGCACUGGUUGUCUGCGGAAAUGCAAAAGUUAUGGGCAGAGUCAUGCAUCCAUCUGACAGCCGAGCAAAACAGAAUAUCCGGGAGGUCGAUACAAACGAGCAGUUGAGAAGAAUAAAACAAAUGAGGCUGGUGGAAUAUGACUACAAGCCUGAAUUUGCAUCUGUUAUGGGAAUAAAAGAUACCCAUGAAACAGGAAUAAUAGCCCAGGAAGUGAAGGAACUUUUACCUGAAGCUGUUAGAGAAGUUGGAGAUGUUGCUUGUGAUGAUGGAGAAAAAAUUGAAAACUUCCUCAUGGUUGACAAGGAUCAGAUCUUUAUGGAGAAUGUUGGUGCUGUAAAGCAACUUUGUAAAGUAACGAACAAUCUUGAAGUCAGAAUAGAAGAACUGGAACAGUGGAACAGGAAACUGGCCAGGCUGAAACGGAUAAGCAGUUUAAAGUCAACAGUCAGUGAAGAGAGCAAAGUCAGCAGGUACAGUCAAGCUACUAGUUUUUUGCCAUCAAAAAAAUCAGUCCCGCUAAAAUCCAGCAAGGCUUGUUUGUCUAAAACUGAAGAAUCUUGCUCCAUGAAGAUUUUCCGGGUGAUUAUAGUAGCAUUGAUUGCUAUUAUGGCACUAUGUGCUUUGACAAUAUGGAGCCUGUAUUUACUUAGCAUUCAUGACAGACGUUUUGAGAAACAUCCGGUUUACAGUACCUCAAGUUCUACUUUACACUCCACCACCACUACAACAGCAUUUCAGAUGGAAAGCACAAGUUCUCCGAGCACGCAGCCCAUCAGCAGGAUCCCUGAAGUGAAUUUCUGUGACAUUUUGCCUUGUGACAAGAUCUAUUGUUGUCCAAUUCAUCAACCAAAAGUCAAAUCUCUAAGUUAUGAAAAAAGCAAUGCAAAGGAGAAACGAAACAAAAAUGACAUACUACCUAAAAGAGAUCCAGUCAAAAAACCCAGCAGAAGACCUGAUCUUGGAAAUGACUGGAUUGAUACAACAAUCAGUUCCAUACAGAUUUUGGAAACUCAGCAAAGCAUUGACAAUCGCUAUUGCAGUAAAAAUCUCCAGUGCAGCUCCGGAAAUUACAGCUUUGUUAUUCCUGUUAACAAAUACACACCCAUGGAUGUAGAAAUCUCACUGGAAAUAAACACCACAGAGCCAUUAAUUAUAUUUCUCUGCAAAGUCACAUUUGGAAAUUAUUGCUCCCAUUAUUCUUCAAGCCAAAACACUAGGAAGGAUUUCCUAGAAACCACACAGGGGCGUCAGCAUAUUUGGACUCUCCCUGUAGCUAAGUUUUAUGACAGCGCGUACUAUUUCCGUGUCGCUGUACCGGGUUUUGCUGGCUGCUCGACAGAUCCUUAUUUUGCUGGAAUAUUUUUUACUGAUUACUACUUCUACUUUUAUCGGCAGUGUAACUGAAAUGUUUCCAAACGUUCUGUUCUUUGGGGAGAAGAUGAGGAAACUCUUGAUGUGAAAAAGAGACUUGUGAAUGACCCUGGAUAUUUUUUUAAACCUCUUGCUGAGUUG